This is a messenger RNA of Echinops telfairi (small Madagascar hedgehog), 3478 nucleotides long. It is a transcript of the gene TOR1AIP1, whose product is annotated as torsin 1A interacting protein 1. Gene Ontology annotation, cellular component: nuclear membrane. The record is from RefSeq and is a predicted model, not a curated record. NCBI's taxonomy places the organism in Eukaryota, Metazoa, Chordata, Mammalia, Afrosoricida, Tenrecidae. Gene Ontology annotation, biological process: nuclear membrane organization. Gene Ontology annotation, molecular function: ATPase activator activity. Bases 283 to 1941 code for a protein of 552 amino acids. The transcript has 12 exons.
UCCACCUCUUUGGCGCCUCCAGCCAGGAGGCGGGAGUGACUGGGAACAGCUGACCCAGACCCGUCCCUGCCUCUGCCACAGCCCUGCGGAGCCACCAUGGGCACAGAGGCAAGUUCGCAGCGCGGCAGCGACGACGCGGGCGGCGGCCCGGGCGACUCUCAGCUGCCUCCCUGAUCGCCGCGACCACAGCCCAACAACCCGAGACACCGCUGCCCUCGGUGACAGGAGCAUCUAGCCGCCCCCAAGCGAGCCUCGCCACCGACUCAAGAUACGUCAACAGCGAUGGCGGGAGAGGGGCGGAGGGCAGAGCCCGUGGGGGAAGGAUGGGGUGUGCACGUCACGCCCAGAGCCCCCAUUCGCGAGGGGAGGCGCCGGCUCUCUCCGCAAGAUGGCGGCGGCGGCGACGCGCGUGCGCACGGCGCUCCUUCGUCGCCGCGCCAGGGCCGACGGGAAGUGAGGUUCUCCGAAGCGCCGCCCGAAGUGUACGGCGACUUCAUGCCCCGGCUAACCAAGGAAAAGUCCCCGGUGAGAAGACAAACCCCGCCAGAAGUGUUCCGGCCCGACGCCGAGAACGAGGAAGUGAUAGGAAGCGCCUAUAACCAGGAUGAUCCAUUUCCCCAAUCUGUCUCAAGCCAACCAGUCUCAAAGAAAACUGUCAGAACAGAAGAAAUUCCAGUGGAGAGUGAAGACCUUCCAAGGAGCCUGCAUAGACCCCCUCUCAGAAACUCAAGAUCUGAUUCAUCAUACAACACAAAUGGAAAUUCUAAAAUGAGUGAAUUAGAAACCACUAAAGUUGUCCAACCGGAGGUCAAUUUCUCUGAAGAAGGAGAAACUGAAGAAGAGGAACCAGGCAGAUCCGUAGAGUCAGCUGAGUCUGGAGAUCAAAACAUCAGAUCAACUAGCCACUAUCCAGAAUCACCUUGGCAGUCAUCACAAACCUUGGAUUUCACAACAGCUCAUGAUAAGCAACCUGGAGUGCAGAGUUCAGGAUAUCAAAAAAACCUGCAAGAAUGGGUCGAACAAACCCCAAGAAUAAGGAAUAGGAUACAAACAUCUUCCCCAGGCAAGCAUUCAAUGUAUGGCAGUGUUUCAGAUGAUGACAACAUUCAGAAAUCAGCAUUUGGAAACCAAUCUCCAUCAACUUCCAGCCAACAAGGGUCUGAACAACCCAAAACAGCAAGCUUUUUCCAGAUAAAGUGGUUGCUACCACUAUUACUCGUGGGGAUUUCAGUGGUUGCGAUCUUUUAUUUCACCCCUCUUCCUGAGGUAGAAACCACUGCUGUUAAACAAUUCCAGAACCAGAUGGAACAACUUAGAAAUAAGUACCAAGGUCAAGAUGAGAAGCUGUGGAAAAGGAGCCUCACAUUCCUGGAAAAGCACCUUAACAGCUCCCAGCCUCAGCCUCAGCCGGCCAUCUUGCUGCUCACUGCUGCUCGAGAUGCUGAGGAAGCACUGAAGUGUCUGAGUGAACAAAUUGCUGAUGCCUAUUCUUCCUUCCGUAGUGUCCGUGCUAUCCGGAUUAAUGGAGCAGACAAAGCUGCUCAGGAUAGUGAUACUGUCAAGGAAGAGGUAGACCAGGAACUGAGCAAUGGGUUCAGAAAUGGCCAGAAUGCAGCUGUAGUACACCACUUUGAAUUACUGCCAGCCGGCUCUACUUUGAUCUUCUACAAGUAUUGUGACCAUGAAAAUGCAGCCUUCAAAGAUGUAGCCUUAGUCUUGACCGUCUUGUUGGAGGAGGAGACGCUUGAAACCAGCCUAGGCCUAAAGGAAAUUGAAGAAAAAGUGCGGGAUUUCCUCAGAGUCAAGUUCAUCACGUCUGACGCGUCCAGCUCCUACAAUCAUAUGAAUGCAGACAAAUUGAGUGGACUCUGGAGCCGGAUUUCUCACUUGGUCCUGCCUGUACAACCCGAAAAUGCCUUGGAAAGGGGCAUUUGUUUAUAAGUGAGAGAAGAUAAAAUCAUGUCAUUCGUUCUGAGAAUGUUUGUCUUUCUAACCAGAGACAGGAUUCAGAGCUCUUUUUGAAAGAACUAGUUUCUUUUUAAAGAGAGUUAGGUCCUUGGGUAAACAUGAAAGGUCAUUUUUUCAACUUAAUUAUCUGUCACUUCAAAGAAUCAUUUCUCUACUUCAACUGAGAGCUAUAUUAAGGGUAUUCUCCCCUCAGAGACUCUAGAUUAUUGAUAGGGCAUGACCAGCAGGAGGGGUUAAGAUUUCCUGUGAUGCUUCCAAAUUUUUAUUUGGGUUUUCAGAAAGUUUAUUGCGUUACUAGUAAGGCACUUCUUAGAUGCAGCUGCGGGUUUUCCUAGCUUGUUCUUUUUUGCAGCACUUAGGUCUGCGUUCCUUAGUACACACUGUAUAGGAACAAAGACCAAGAAAGGUCAUCUAGGUGUUUGUGGGGUUUUUUCUUUGUAUUUGGAGGUGGGGCAGGAGGAGGCAAGGGGAAAGAGAAAUUGUGGGGGGUAAGGGGGGAAAGGUCUUUGAAAUGUUACAGUAAGCCACUGAGACUUUGAUUAGUCAAAAUCUUUUGAGUAUAACGGCUCUGUUCUCUCGUGAGUUAUGGUGGGACUUGUUUCUUAUGUGUCUUCCACCACCACCCUCUUCAAUCAAUUCUUGGUUUACCCAAGGAUUUUUGAAGCAUGUAUCUAUGUAUAUAUAUAUAUACCAUGAAGUUUAGUAUAUUUACCCACCUGACUCAUAAGGGUGUGUAAAUGUCCUAAAGGUUUUAAAUAAGAGAAUAUAAUUUCAGGAAUUGAUAAAUCUUUUGUUAGCUGGCUUUCUAAGCUGUUGAAGAAGGAUUUAAUUUUUUACAUGUCUACUGUUGCACUGUAAGUCCUUUAAUAUGCUCUAGAGUCAAUAGGAAGGUUUAUUAUGCACAUGAUAAAUUUCAUUGAGUGCCUCAAGCCAAAAAGAAAGUGAACUUUCCCACAUAUGAAGAAUGUUAAAAUAUAUUUCUGUACUAGUAUAAUAUUUCAAUCAUAACUUUGCAUCUAUAACUGAGCUUUCUGAUCUGUCAACUCCUCUGGCUUUCUUAGAAUCUUAUGAUUCUAGAUGACAUAUUUUUUCUUUCAUUUUUUUAUCCAUAAGCUCUUAAAUGAACAUAAUUGUUUUUAAAGCAUAGAGCUAGUCAUUGCCUUCAUUAUUUACCUCUCAGCAGUCCACCACCUAUACAUAGAGAUUGGUCCAGUGUCUUUCACUACAACUACCAGUAUUCAUACAUUUUGACCCCUUACUCUAAAUUGUUUCUGUCAACAGAUCAUCUGAUUUACUUACAGAAGAUUCUAAAACAGGAGUUUUUUAAAAGCUUAAUUUGUACGAACAAUAUAUUGAGAAGUAAAAGUUUUUAUUAAAUGUUUCACUAACCAAAAUAAUUUUAAAGUGACAAUAAUUAUCUUUCAGGAAAAAUAAAUUUUACGCACCGAUCUGUUAAUGACUUAGAAGCUAUUUUAGUGAUUUAAAUAAAUUAUGCUUCUUUUGGUUUUUA